AUGGCCGUCCCUCUACAGUGCUCCAACUACCCUGGAUAUGAGAUCUUCAAUAAGAUGCACGGCAUUUCAUCCGGCGUCGUGAUCCCGCCAGGAUCUGCAAUUCUCUUCACCGCGGGCAUGGUCGGUCCCGUGGCUGACGGUGGGUUGGAAUUCAGCGAGGAUAUUGAGGACCAGUUUCAAAAGGCGUUCCAGAACUGCGAGAAAGCCAUCAGGACUGCAGCUCCAAGUUUGUCGGCAGAAGAUGCCUGGAAGUCGAUCGUCCAGAUCACAAGCUAUCACGUUGGAGGGGUUGCAGAAGUAGACAAGCCAUUGGCGAAAGUUGCUGGAAGCUUCCUGCGAGGACAUCAACCCGGUUGGACGGCGGUAACUGUUCCAGCGCUUGGUUACCCAGGCUGCAAGUUUGAGUUCUCCGUGGUGGUUGCACUACCACCAAAGUAG
This is a messenger RNA of Capronia coronata CBS 617.96, 438 nucleotides long. RefSeq lists its product as uncharacterized. NCBI's taxonomy places the organism in Eukaryota, Fungi, Ascomycota, Eurotiomycetes, Chaetothyriales, Herpotrichiellaceae. The transcript is spliced from 2 exons. The record is from RefSeq and is a predicted model, not a curated record. Bases 1 to 438 code for a protein of 145 amino acids.